AUGAAGUAUCUCCUGUACCUGUGUUUACUCCUUGCUGUUCUUUGUGCCACAACCCAUUGCCACCAUGAAGACAUUUGCCAUGAAGUCAGUCACACAAAUCUGCAAGAUGGAAUAGAAAGUUUAUUAACACAUAACUGUGACAAGCAAGGCUCUAACUAUGCUGAUUUUGUAUUUAGAUUUUACAAGCAGGUUAUAUCAAAAGAAGCUGACAAAAAUGUUUUCUUUUCUCCCAUCAGCAUCUCCACUGCCUUUGCCAUGCUGGCUGUUGGUGCAAAGUCAACAACUCUGUCUCAGAUAUUUGCAGGGUUGGGCUUUGACAGUCUGACUGAGACUCGCAUACAUGAUAUACAUGAAAAUUUUCAUAAAGUUUUAGCAGUACUGAACUGUACUGAUGUUAACAUCACAUUAAACAUAGGGAAUGCUCUUUUCACAGCUGUUGGAUAUGAACCACAGGAGACAUUUUUACAAAAUAUCAAACAAUUCUAUGAUUCAGAAUUUUUUUCUAUCAAUUUCCAUAAACCAGAAGAAGCUAAACAGCAAAUCAACAACUAUGUAAAGGAGAAAACCAAGGGGAAAAUUCCUGAAUUAAUUAGUCAUCUUGAUUUCAGUACAGUAUUGGUUCUUGUUAACUACAUUUAUUUUAAAGCUGCUUGGGAAAAGCCUUUUGAUCCUUUGCGUACGUAUGAGGAUGAUUUUUUUGUGAACACAAAUGCAUCUGUUAGAGUCAACAUGAUGCAACAUGACAGUAACUAUGACAGUUACUACGACCAGGAUCUCUCUUGUGAGGUGGUAGAGCUGCCUUACCAGGGCACUGCACGAGCAUUGCUCAUUCUGCCUGAUGAUGGAAAGAUGAAGCAAGUGGAAGAUGCUCUUUCCAAGGAAACUGUUUGUAAAUGGGAUACCAGGCUUGUGACCAGGAGAUUAAAUCUGCAGUUACCAAAGAUUUCUAUUAGUGGGUCUUACGAUGUUAAAAAUCUGCUCAAGGAAAUGGGCAUCACUGAAGUAUUCUCUAGUAAUGCUGAUCUGUCUGGAAUUAGUGGCAGCCGUGAUCUUCAGGUUUCACAAGCAAUUCACAAAGCCUUGCUGGCAGUUGAUGAGGUGGGAACUGAGGCUGCAGGAGCCACAGCCGUAAUCCUUACCAGAGUUCUCCGUCCUUCUCUUACCAUCAAAUUCAACAGGCCCUUCCUUGUGGUGAUUUCUGACAAAGCAACCAGCACCACAGUUUUCAUGGGGAAAAUUGUUGAUCCUACUAAGAAGUAA
This is a messenger RNA of Opisthocomus hoazin, 1260 nucleotides long. RefSeq names its product alpha-1-antiproteinase 2. Gene Ontology annotation, molecular function: serine-type endopeptidase inhibitor activity. The record is from RefSeq and is a predicted model, not a curated record. NCBI's taxonomy places the organism in Eukaryota, Metazoa, Chordata, Aves, Opisthocomiformes, Opisthocomidae.